AGCCACACAGAAUACAGUGACAUUUCAGCAACACACUGAUCGGACUGACCUAACACACUAGCGAAAAACUCAGAGGAGUGAUACCGAAGAGCAAAUAACAGAAGAGUGGGAUCAAGAUUGUACUGGUGGAAUAGGAUGGAUUACGCCAAGAAGUCUCUCAAUCUGUUCACGCCUCUCUCUGACAUAUCUCACAGGUGUGUCUCAGCCAGCGCUUCUGUCCUCCCGAGUUUCAGCCCACGCCCCAGACCAUUCCGGGUCAACAACUCUGACCGCUCUGUAAAGAAAGGCAUCAUGGCAGAUGGGCUGAGAGACUUGCUGGACAAGACAAUGGAUGCCUUCCAUGUGUCCUGUGUGGCCGGUCUGGUGCUUGAUGAAGACGGGACAGGAGUGGACACAGAGGACUUCUUCAACACUCUGAAGGACAGCACUGUGCUCAUGGUCCUGGAGAAAGGACAGAAGUGGACGCCUCUGCAGAAGCCUGAUAGUCAGAUCGGGGAACGCAAAAAAAAGCACAGGAAGGACCUGGCCAAACUGACCCUGGACUUUUACAAGAACCAUCCUAAAGAAUUCAUUGGCUGCCUGAACGUGCAUAUGACUCUCUACGGGAUGUACUCCAUGUCAUAUGACCUGCAGUGCUACCAUGCUAAGAGGAUGCUGAGGGAGUUCUUAAGAUGGACUCUCUUCAGUAUGCAAGCCACCGGCCAUGUCUUGCUGGGAACCUCAUGCUACAUGCAGCACCUUAUUGAUGAGGAAGAGAAAGCUGAGGCACUACUAGCUGAAUCUGAGUACAUGAAAAAACCAUUGCAGGCCAUUCAGUGGAAAAAGACUGCAGCUGACCACAGAAACUAGACACCUGGGUGCAGACAGGCCAACAGAAUAUUGACUAGACUCAUUUUUGCUCCGAUAGCUGGGAAAGCAGCGGGGUGUCAUGUUACCUAUGUUACAGAGCACAGCUAUAAUGGCAGGACCAUUUGUAGUAUGAGAACAACCACUUUACUCUAUAUACUAUAGUCUGCAGUCCAUAUAAAUAGGACAGUGACACAGUUUUUCUUGUUGUGGUCUGCACACAAAGCAUACCAAUGGAUCUGAAACGACUAUUAUGCCAUGCAUAAAAAACAAACUAAAUGUCUUUAGUUCAUGCCAUGAACAGGAAAACUGGAGGUAAUUCUAGUAAUAGUUUCUAACUUAAUCAAUCAAAACAUUAGGAACCAAUUAGUUACAUGGACAUUGAUUAAGCCUAGGCUUGGGCUCAACACUGGUGCCAAUGGUGAAUCACCACUGAAAUGUCUGUGCUUAGACUCUGGGUUUAAUCUGGGUCUGAGGAACUGGCCCUUGGUGUGUCGAAAUCAGCUGAUGGUUAUCUACCUAUAUAACAUAAAUGCAAAGUUUUGCUUUAUAUACUUGGUAGUUGUGUGUACAUACAGCAUGUGUUUUUUUGUUAAAAAUGUCUAAAUCUAAAGCUAUUUGUAUUUAUUCACAUUUCUGACAUUUUCUGACUGCUUUAAGAAUGACUGCUGUUUUAUUUUGUAAUGCUUUUCAUGAGUCAUAUUUUUUCCUAAAGUAUUUGGAUUAAAUGUUAAGUUUUAAUGCUUCUGGGGAUAUUGCCCAACA
Molecule: messenger RNA, 1611 nt
Organism: Astyanax mexicanus (Mexican tetra)
Lineage: Eukaryota; Metazoa; Chordata; Actinopteri; Characiformes; Acestrorhamphidae
Gene: cidec
Product: cell death inducing DFFA like effector c
Exons: 6
Coding region: 136-849 (237 amino acids)
Biological process (GO): apoptotic process; regulation of apoptotic process
Source: RefSeq, a predicted model, not a curated record